UAUAUGUACACACAUAAAUGAUAAUAGUAUAUAUAGAAUUAGCUACUCUCUCCUCCUAAUUUAAUGGCAUCAAGACAUGAAUCACAAGUAUUUUCUUCCCUUCCGAAAACCUCCAGAUGGUGGUCGAAAGAGACAGUGGCAAUAGUGACAGGUGGAAACAAAGGCAUUGGUUUUGCGUUAGUGAAAAGAAUGGCUGAGUUGGGAUUAACAGUGAUAUUAACAGCUAGAGAUAAUGCAAGAGGAAUGGAAGCACUUGAAUCCCUAAAGCAAUUAGGGUUGCAUCUCUAUUAUCAUCACCUUGAUGUUUCUGAUAUUUCAUCCAUUCAACUAUUUACUUCAUGGUUCACCAACAAUUUCACUGCAUUAGAUAUAUUGGUAAAUAAUGCAGCUGUAUCAUUCAAGGAUAUCGAGGAGAACUCAGUGGAGCAUGCAGAGACAGUAAUAUGCACAAAUUUUUAUGGUCCCAAACGACUUAUUCAACAACUCUACCCCACCUUUCGUUCUUCUUCCACUGUCACUCGAAUUCUUAAUAUUAGCUCCAGACUUGGACUUCUAAGUAAGCUGAGAAAUGAAGAACUAAAAAGUAUGCUAUUGGAUGAAGAAAACUUAUCUGAAAAACAGAUUGAUGGAUUAGUGAAGUUAUUUUUACAACAUGUUAAAAAUGGGACAUGGAAAAGCAAUGGUUGGCCAGAAUUAUGGACUGAUUAUGCAGUAUCAAAGCUUGCAUUAAAUGCAUACUCUAAAGUGUUGGCUAGAAAGUAUAAAGGAAAGGGUAUAAGUGUGAAUUGUUAUUGUCCUGGAUUUACACAGACUUCAAUGACUGGUGGUAAAGGCAAGUACACUCCACAAGAUGCAGCUGAGAUAGGAGUAAAUUUGGCUUUGCUACCACCACAACAUCUUCCAACAGGAAUGUUUUAUCUAGGCUCUAAUCCUCCAAACACUUACUCCAAGCUUUAACACCAAAUACUCAUCAUUGUAUCCAAACAUGACAUUCUCUUUGCCAUCUAACUAUUUCUAUUAAUAAUAAUAACUGUUUAUUCAUUUUA
Molecule: messenger RNA, 1046 nt
Organism: Solanum pennellii
Lineage: Eukaryota; Viridiplantae; Streptophyta; Magnoliopsida; Solanales; Solanaceae
Product: (+)-neomenthol dehydrogenase
Exons: 4
Coding region: 64-957 (297 amino acids)
Cellular component (GO): membrane
Source: RefSeq, a predicted model, not a curated record